CCAAUAGGUUGGAGGCUCGAUCACUAGAAUAGAGAUGAGGCUUCGAUAAGAGAAACUCUCUCUCUCUCUCUCUCACGAUCCGUCCAUCCCAUCGAUCACUUUUCCCACCACACUUCUGCGUCAAGAGUUUUUUCAGGUCUUAAAAGGGGGCAGACUGAAUGACCGUCCUUUGCGCGUGACGGAGAGACGUGACGGAGAGACGGUUUGCGCGCGCACUCCCGGGAACCGCUGGGCCAUUUAACAUGCGCGCGUAGGACCGGACACAAUCUGAUUUUAACCUGAUGCCGGCUAAUCCGAUUAACUAGCAGGGAGGAGCGUUAUCUGCGGAGAGAAGUGCAGCGCUGGAUGAGGAGAGCGACAUGGCGCGCGGGAUGAGCCCGGGAUCGCCCCUCACUCCGCUCAUCAUUGUGCUCGCGUGCUCGGCGCUUCACGGCUCGCGCGCCUCGCAGUUCCCCACGGCGGCCAUCAUAAAGGAGUGGGUGGAUAAGAUGCAGCAGGAGCUGGUGACCCUAGCUGACACGGCCAGUGCGGGAAAAAGCCUUGGAGAGAUCUUUAUGAAUAAUCAGAAAUACUACACUGUGGAAGCAAACUAUGCAAAAAGGCUGGUGGAUAAUGCAGCACGGAACAUCGAGAACUUUUUAAAGAAGCGAGCAAAAGCACUUGAGGCUUUGGCAACUGCUGCAGAACGCUUCCAGAUGGAGCAUCAGUGGAAAGAUGAUUUUGGCGAGAAUGACAUCAUCUAUUAUAAUGCCAAGGACAACCUUGACGUCAAUGUAACCGAAGGAAACAAAAACCGGAUCCAACCAGAAUUUAAAGAAGAUCCGGCUUUUAAAAACCGUCUCGUGUCCUACAACCACACGGCUGUGCACAUCCCUACAGACAUAUAUGAUGGCUCCACUAUUGUGUUAAAUGAACUGAACUGGACUGAAGCACUGGAUGAUGUUUUUAAGAAGAACAAGGAGGAAGACCCGACUUUACUCUGGCAAGUGUUUGGCAGCGCUACAGGACUGGCUCGCUACUACCCUGCCUCUCCAUGGAAGGAUGCCAGAAAAACGCCGAGUAAAAUCGAUCUCUAUGACGUCCGCCGCAGACCCUGGUAUGUUCAGGGCGCUGCCUCACCGAAGGACAUGCUCAUUCUGGUGGACGCGAGCGGAAGCGUGUCUGGAUUAACUCUGAAACUCAUCCGAACGUCCGUCAGUGAGAUGCUGGAGACUCUCUCAGAUGAUGACUAUGUCAACGUAGUGAAUUUUAACACAAAAGUGAACAACACCGCAUGUUUCAGACAUCUGGUCCAGGCCAACGUCCGCAAUAAAAAAAUCUUGAAAGAUGCAGUGAAGAACAUUACAGCUAAGGGGAUAACCAACUACACAAAGGGCUUUGAAUUUGCCUUCAAUCAGCUCUCAGAUCAGAAUGUGACGAGAGCCAACUGCAACAAGAUCAUCAUGCUGUUUACUGACGGAGGAGAGGAGAGAGCUCAGGAGAUCUUUCAAAGAUACAACAAAAAUAAAGAGGUGCGUGUCUUCACCUUCUCUGUUGGCCAGCACAACUAUGACACAGGACCUAUACAGUGGAUGGCUUGUAACAAUAAAGGUUACUUCUAUGAAAUCCCUUCUAUUGGAGCAAUCCGCAUAAACACACAGGAGUAUUUGGAUGUCCUGGGUAGACCCAUGGUUCUGGCUGAUGCUAAAGAGGUGCAAUGGACCAACGUUUAUCUGGAUGCCUUGGAGCUGGGUCUGGUCAUCACAGGCACUCUACCUGUCUUCAACAAGACUAAAUCUGGAGAAAACAGCUCACGCAUCCAGCGCCAGAACCAGCUCAUUCUUGGUGUGAUGGGUGUGGAUGUGUCUCUGGACGAUAUUAAAAGACUGACGCCGCACUUUACGAUUGGCCCGAAUGGAUAUUAUUUUGCGAUUGAUCCCAACGGCUAUGUGCUGCUCCAUCCGAACCUCCAGCCUAAGAAUGCCAAAUUUCAGGAGCCUGUCACUCUGGACUUCCUGGAUGCUGAGCUAGAAAAUGAUAUUAAAGUUGAUAUAAGAACAAUGAUGAUUGACAGGGUACCUGGUGAGCGGAAGAUUGAAACACUGGUCAAGUCUCAGGAUGAGAGAUACAUUGAUCGAGGAGUGAGGACUUACACAUGGGUACCAGUCAAUGGUACAGACUACAGUUUGGCCUUGGUUUUGCCCGAGUACAACAUGCACUACAUCCAAGCAAAGCUAGGGGACAUAAAGCAAGCCAUGUCCUCAGAUACCAUGCAAAUGGAGAAUUUUGACGAUUAUGGCUACACCUUUAUAGCACCCAGGGAAUAUUGCCAGGACCUGAAACUCUCCACCAACAACACUCAGUUCCUCAUGGAUGUCAACGAGUACAUCGGCAGUAGAACUCCCAGUGACCCACUGUGUAAUGUGACACUGCUCAACAGGCUCUUACUGGAUGCUAAUCUUACAGCUGAACUGGUCAAUCUCUGGAAAAAGCAGAGUGUAGAAGGUGUGUUAGCCAGGUUUGUGGCUACAGAUGGGGGCAUCACACGGGUUUACCCUAAAAGUGCUGGAGAGGAGUGGACUGAGGAUGCACUCACCUUUGAGUCCAGUUUCUACAAGAGGAGUUUAGACAAUAACAUAUACAUCUUCACUGCCCCUUAUGUCAACAAAAGCAGGGAGUCCAGUUAUGAGUCUGGUAUUCUGGUCAGUAAAGCUGUGGAACUGGACUUCAAUGGAAACAAACUCAAACCAGCUGUGGUGGGAGUCAAACUCAAUGUAUCUGCCUGGAUGAACAGCUUCAUGAACGCCACCAUAAAGAUGAAUUGUAAGGAUGAGAUCUGUGGCUGCCUCAGGAAUGAUAAGCAAGUGGACUGUGCGAUACUAGAUGAUGGAGGCUUCCUGCUCAUGUCAAAUCAAGAUGAAUACAUCACACAGAUAGGUCAGUUCUUUGGCGAAGUGGACCCCAUUCUCAUGGCUAGUCUGUUGAAUAAAUCACUCUACUCGUUUAAUAAAACCUACGAUUAUCAGUCAGUGUGUGACCCAGAGAAAGAGCCAAAGGCUGCCGCUGGGCCACGAUCUGCCUAUGUGCCUACCAUGGCGGAUAUGUUAAGUCUGGGCUGGUGGGCCUCCACUGCUGCAUGGUCAAUGCUUCAGCAUUUCCUUGUCAGUCUCACAUUCCCAAGUUUUCUACACGCAGAGGAGGACAACUCAGAUGCCUACUCAAAGGAGAGCUGUAUAACAGAGCAGACUCAAUAUUUCUUUGCAAAUGAUGAUAGGUCUUUCUCCAGUACGGUAGACUGUGGAAACUGUUCCAGAAUGUACAGAGCAGAGAAGCUGCCCAGCACUAACCUGGUGUUUCUGAUUACUGAUGCCAAGAGCACCUGUCUCACCUGUGACACCAAUCCAGUGAGACAGGCCGAGCAGCCUUCCACUGGUCCGGAUCCCUGUAUACUGGCCCAGAAGCCCCGCUACAGAAAAGGCCCAAGCGUCUGCUUUGAUCGGAACAUUACAGAAGAUGCAUCUGAUUGUGGCAGUGGUUCUAGUCUGGUUCCCUCUCUCUGGCCAGUGCUAACUCUUCAACUGCUGCUCUUCUGGCUGCUCACUGGAACUGGCUGCUGCUCCUGACAAGCACCCAGCUACUGACUGCCCACCACUUAAUCACGAACUGAUCAUCACACAAUUAACUAGCGCAUACACGUUUCACUUCCUAACCACCAUUCACUGGCCAACCAGAAUUACAACCAACAACCACAUCUCACGGAAAUCUCUCCUGACUCAGUCUUGGUCAUGUUUGGGAAUACAUUCCUGAUAAAAUCACAGACCCUACACACAUUCUUACACACUCUGUGCACACAUUUCUGACCAGUACACAGUGUCCAUGCCAGGUUUCCUGGACAAAAAGAUAAAAGACUUUUAUUUUCAAAGAGCUACAUUUCACUUAUCUUUUCAGUUUCCUUCUGGAGCUAAUGAGGAAGCAACGCUGGGACUCUCUUGCUUUAAGAGGGAAAGAUGCUCCCAGCAAAUGUAGCAGUCUUUUUUUUCUUUCACUUUUUUUUGAUGGGGUAUCUUUCUUUUCGCCUGCUAUUGCUGCACUUAUUUGAGGCUUGAAGAAGGUUGGAUCAUUUAAACGAAUGCUGACCUGAGCACAUAAAUAUGAUUUAAGAAUUGUGAAGUGCCAUGUCAUGUGUCUAGGGUUGUUUUAUGUCAUUCAGUCUCACAUCAGAAAGACUGGUUGCAAUGAGGUGAAGUAAUUAUUUGAAUGCCAUUCAAAGAACCAUUAGAAAAGGGUUUAUUAUGGAAGACGUCAAUGAUCUCUCCCCAGGCCAUAACUCGAAUACUGUAUUUUACAUUUGGCCCGCUGACCAUUCUGUUUUUUUAUUAUCUGUCAUACAGAUACUUGAUCUACUAGAAUUUCAUCCAGUAUGAGUUCAGUGCCAUGAUGUCUCAUGGAUGUCCAUCACUGUGUCGCAUUGAAACGGUUUAUUUAUGUUAGACAUAGCCCAUGCCAAAUUAUGAAUGUUCUGGAUUCAUUACUACUACCCAUAAGAGACACUUUUUUUCCUGAAAGAAAGAUCACUGAAGAAACCUCCAGGCAUGUAUUUGUUUUCUUAUCGCUCCCUGGCCUUACUUAAAUAUUACCCAAGAAAACAGCUACCAUUAAUUUCACUUCUUACUUAAAAGAAACCUUAAUGAUUGACUGUUUGAAGUGCUGCCAAUCCUGACUAGAGGAAAUAAGACUGCCAGCAUCAGCAUACAUCGAGUCACUAUAACCUUUCCUAUUGUGUCCACAAACAUAAGCACAUGACUAUAGUGAGAUCCUCUAAUGGCUGUUUUUAGCUCGUUUAUUUGAAUCCAGACACGUUUGUUGAGGCUGUGGUGAAGCUGUGGUUUUGUCACACUAAUCAAAUUAAACAAUGCUGAGUGUUUCAGGUGAAAAGUUCAUGUGUCAGCUCGGUUGCCAAAUAUGCAUGAAAUACAGCAUAUUGGACCAUAUUUUUUGUCACUCUGUAGCCAAGUGGAAGCAGACGGGAGGCAGUUUUCCAGAAGCAGACUCAUUUUCCUAAGCAUCUCCUGUAUUCUGUAGCGUUAUUUACAUAUGCAGUCAUUUUUUUAAUAUCUGUAAGAUCCGUAGGUCUGUAUUUGUUACCUCGGACCUCAAGCAGAUCGGCAUUGAAGUGCAUCAAAUAAAGAUGGUGAGAUGUGUCCUAACUCUAUGUAUAUAGGCUAAUCUUAUUGAAGUGUAUAUGGGAAAUGCGUAUGUUUGCAUUGUUUUCCUGUGUGCAGUGAAAAGAAAAAAAAAAAAUCCAAGGACCAAAUCACAGUCAGAUAUAUUAAAGGUCCCAUGGCAUCGUUUUUUUCAUUAAUUGUGCGGUGGUCUCUAGUAUGAAUGAAUGCCCUGUGAGCUGGUUUUGGUGAAAAAAAUGCUGUGGUUCUCCUGUUUCAGGCUGUUCUAGUUUGCUGGAGGAGUGGGUGGCGGGGGAGCGACAGGAUUUCAGCUCUUAUCAUUAAUAUUCAUGACAUGUAAAGGUGUUACCUCUGAUUGGCUAACAGCACUGUGACGCUACCUCCAGUGGGUCAGAACAAGCGGAUGUGGGUGUCUUACUAUGGCGAGAGAGAAGGAACAAACCGCGAAGGGAAAAAUACCGCGCGCUGACGUCAUUAAGGUGCGACGCGAGGAAAUAAAAAUAAAUUCAACAAAUGUUUGGGUUUUUACUAAACAAACAAAUAAAAUGAAAGAGUGACUUAAAAAAAAGAAUGUGGGUGUCUUUGUAAAAACUGUUUUGAUUGGCUAUUAUAACAGAGCAUGCUGCAUGCUUUUUGGUUUUGUAGCGCAGAGUACCUGGCUAACUGCAGGAAGCGGUUAGCUGCACAGCUAAUGUAGCCAUUGCUAGGCUAACGCACCUAUUUUAAAACACGGCAAAACGACUUAACAGUUAUACACUUACUUGUUCAGUAUUUGUUGCUGAUGCGGCAGGGAUGCUUGGUACGGACCCAGGCUUCAGUGACAGUUGAUGUGCAAAACCUGCCCUGUACUGUCCCAAGUUGUGGAAACAUUCCUCAGGAAAAUGCUUCCGACAAACAUACACCGUCUUAGGUAGACUCGACGGCGUAUUAUUGAAGUAAAUAAAAUUAAGCCACUGCGUCUUCAGGGGCUCUCCCGUCGGCAGUAAAAACAGACUCCUUUCUGUGUUGUCACAUCCAUGUACAGCAACUUCCAUGUUUGGUGGCAACUUUUGAGCUGGGCGGGCAAUCCAUACAGUGGGUGGGAAUCCAGAGGGGGGGGGCGUGGGGAUCAUCUCCCUUGCUGACGUAGUAAAGGGAAGAGCCUAUCAACACGCCAUUUUGACGCGCCAUUCUCAAAUGUUGACAAAGGGUGGGCAUAGUUUGGUUUACACAUUAUGAAAUUUCUAGCCACUGGGGUGACUUAAGAAGGUCAGAGGAACUCAUUUUAACGUUAAAAAACCUCAGAAAGUGAAAAUUUCAUGCCAUGGGACCUUUAAUAAAAAGUGCAGGGAAAAACAAACAAACAAAAAAACCCUGCAUUGCAAAUUGCACAUAAGUAUUCAUAGUACACUGAUGAGGAAGCAUAUUAUAAAGAUUGAAAUUGGCUGUUAAAGGUUUUAAAUGUUUCUGGUUGUUUUAUUCGGAGAUUCUGCAUCUAUAUUUUACUGUAUGUUACGAAAGUGUAGAUUUACUUUAUGCAAAAUAGCUCAUUCAGCAUAUUUCAAGAUACCUAAUUUUCAGUAAUAGACUUCCACUUUUCAGAAGAGGACAUGAUAAAUAAAUGAAAGUUUGGACAUGUUGUCUCUGUUCCAGAGUACACCCACAUCUCUCCCGACCAAAGCGGUACUGUGUAAGACUGCAAACUUGCAUGUAUCAUUAAAUAGGCUUUACAGAAGCAUCCAAGCCUCCUUAUGUAAAGUGGGGGCAGUUGGUGUCUAAUGUGUGUACGUGGGCACGUGUGUGCGAAUGCUGCUCUCAGCUGCUGUGUUGUCCUGUUGGGCUGCUGUGUGUCCGUGCUCAUGAACCUACCGCUGGUGCUGAUGCUCGAUGUGCCAGGAGAAGAUACUGCUUUCUUUCUAGAGUGUUUAUCGAAGUUGCUCUUGUUUGCUGAUGGGAGGUGCGGCCUGUGCAUUUGUAGCCCCGCCUCUUUUCAGGUUGUGCUCUAAAAUCCUUCUCUUUUUGUGGAGCCUGAAAACAUUUUUUUGUAUACAUUUGUACCAUGUUAUUAAAGAUGACCAAUGAGGGGAAAAAAUGUUUGUAUUGAAUUCAAACGUGUUAAUUCUUGUGCAAAUAUAUUCACAAUAAAAAAUUAUUGUUAUUAAA
Messenger RNA from Neoarius graeffei (lesser salmon catfish), 7304 nucleotides. Its product is annotated as voltage-dependent calcium channel subunit alpha-2/delta-1. Bases 360 to 3602 code for a protein of 1080 amino acids. Lineage: Eukaryota; Metazoa; Chordata; Actinopteri; Siluriformes; Ariidae. The transcript has 38 exons. Gene Ontology annotation, molecular function: voltage-gated calcium channel activity. The record is from RefSeq and is a predicted model, not a curated record. Gene Ontology annotation, cellular component: L-type voltage-gated calcium channel complex.